AUGUCGUUACGUCGAUCUGCUCGCGUCCAGGCCACGGCGUCUACUACUGAAGUUCCCAAUGGCCGCAUCCCAGAAAAGGCUGCACCAACGAAGAAGCGAGGCCGCAAGAUUAAGUCGACCGAGGACAUCGCCACCACGACUGUAGCUCAGGAUGGCGCUGAUGGCGGGUCUGCGCAAGAUGCGACUUCAGCUAUGCCACCUCCACCCACAACACCAGCCAAGCGUCGAAAGGUGGCAAGCACGCCGACGAAACCACCGCCACUCACACCAACACCAUCUGCAAUCGGCUUGAUGACGAGUAAUAGCGUCCUCAGACCCAACUACAGUUCUGGAGACAUUGAUGAUGCUACACCACCACCAGCUGAUCGACCAGCUGAACCUCACCAUACCAACGCCACGCUUAUUACACCGGGCGGUACACAAGCCGUGCCAAGCUACAGCAACUUCGAAGAGGCAUCACCGUCAAAAGCCUCAAAUAAUCCUGCAACAACAACGGAAUGUCUCCUAGACGAAGCCAUCGCUCACAUGAUCUCUGUCGAUCCCGCUCUGAAAUCAGUAACUGAAAAACACCACUGCCGCGUCUUCAGCCCCGAAGGUCUGGCCGAAACGAUCGAUCCCUUCCGCUCCCUCGCUUCCGGAAUCAUGGCUCAGCAAGUCUCUGGCGCAGCAGCCAAAAGCAUCAAGAACAAAUUCAUUGGACUCUUUCCUGCUUACGAAUGUCCCACCGGCUUUCCUCCUCCCGCACUUGUUGCGAAGACACCACUACCUCGUCUGCGAGAAGCAGGCUUAAGUCAAAGGAAAGCGGAAUACAUCCAAGGCCUAGCCGAGAAAUUCGUGAACGGCGAUCUCACGAUCGACAUGAUUAUGAACGGGUCAGACGAAGAAGUCAUGAAAUCGCUCGUCGCUGUCCGUGGAUUAGGAGUCUGGAGCGUGGAGAUGUUUAUGUGUUUCGGGUUGAAACGGAUGGAUGUUUUCAGUACGGGCGAUUUGGGUGUGCAGAGGGGUAUGGCGGCUUAUAUGGGAAGGGAUGUGGGUAAGUUGAGGAAUAAGGGUGGGAAGUGGAAGUAUAUGAGUGAGAAGGAGAUGGUGGAGAUUGCGGAGAAGUUUCGGCCCUGGAGGAGUUUGUUUAUGUGGUAUAUGUGGCGCAUUGAGGACGUUGACACUGAAGCUAUCGAGAGCUGA
Molecule: messenger RNA, 1182 nt
Organism: Recurvomyces mirabilis
Lineage: Eukaryota; Fungi; Ascomycota; Dothideomycetes; Mycosphaerellales; Teratosphaeriaceae
Gene: MAG1
Product: 3-methyladenine DNA glycosylase
Exons: 2
Coding region: 1-1182 (393 amino acids)
Biological process (GO): DNA alkylation repair; base-excision repair, AP site formation; base-excision repair
Cellular component (GO): nucleus; protein-DNA complex
Molecular function (GO): alkylated DNA binding; DNA-7-methylguanine glycosylase activity; DNA-3-methyladenine glycosylase activity
Source: RefSeq, a predicted model, not a curated record